AUGUUCAUCCCGCUGGUUUGUUUUAUUCAUCAGCGACGUUAUUCCGCUGAGCAUAGUCGGCCUAGGCGAAGUCCAUUCCGCCGUGGGUCAUCAAUCGCCAAUCAUUCGUGGUUGUUGUCAUCAGGAGAGCCGAGGUUCAUUCCGGCCUCCAACUCUGUCUUGGUCGUUGUCCUUGCCAUCAGCGCCCUCGGCAUCUACAGUCAAGGUCAGAAUACUAUGUUUGUCCUCUCAGUUCCUGAAGUUCACGGCUUUGGUUAA
Linum trigynum is the source of this 258-nucleotide messenger RNA. NCBI's taxonomy places the organism in Eukaryota, Viridiplantae, Streptophyta, Magnoliopsida, Malpighiales, Linaceae. The record is from the annotation of a GenBank genome assembly.